Messenger RNA from Pocillopora damicornis (cauliflower coral), 1225 nucleotides. RefSeq names its product beta-1,3-galactosyltransferase 5. Gene Ontology annotation, cellular component: Golgi membrane. The record is from RefSeq and is a predicted model, not a curated record. Gene Ontology annotation, molecular function: hexosyltransferase activity. Lineage: Eukaryota; Metazoa; Cnidaria; Anthozoa; Scleractinia; Pocilloporidae. Gene Ontology annotation, biological process: protein O-linked glycosylation.
AGCUCCUAACAUACAACUCAGUUAUCAAAAAACUCCUGAGUUCAAAUUCUCAAGCGACUUCUUUUGGAGAAAUGAAAAAUUAUCAUAGCAAACAAAUGUCUGAAGAUAAUUAAAAAGCCCUAAUUAUCAAAACAUUUCUGCGCCUCUGAAGAGUUGCUAUGAAAUUAUGCCGAAUGAUGAAAAGUUACCAAAUCGUUGUUUGUUUGUUUUUUUUCUGUUAGUAUCCUUCCCCUGACACAUCAAUGAAGAAAAUAGUGACCAAAAUCCUUUUACUUAUUUUGGCAACUUGUACGUGUUUACAAUUUAUCCUUUUCGUGAUACAUUUCUUCUCCGGUUGGUCGCACGAGUCUGCACCAACUCCAGCAUUAAAGUCAGGUACAUUUUACGUCGCUGAACUUCAGAAAAACGAUCAGCAAUUGGAAAACGCAAAACAGGAACAAAUUACGGCACCUCGCUACCUAAGUGAUCUUUCAACGUUGCAAUUCAGACAUAAAACAUCUCUUAUAACUAAGAGAAUUUGUGCACAACAUUAUGAACUUCUUAUUCUUGUAGCGUCUGCUCCACCUAAUUUGCAAAGAAGGAAUAAUAUACGUCUAACAUGGGCUUUCCGAAGGGCUCUCAAACCAAGAUGGACGACAGUUUUUCUUGUCGCACAAGUACAAAAUCAACCUCUGUCAAACUUUUUAUUGAGGGAAGAUGAAGUUUAUGGAGACCUUGUGCGAGCUGACUACUUUGACCAUUACUGGAAUCAGACCAGAAAGAUACAAAUGGGCUUCGAAUGGGCGAUAAGACUGGACGAUGUCUACGUUGGUAUGUUGGCGAAAAAGACUGGAAUAAAAAUUGUACACGCUGAUGGUUUUGAAUUAAACUCAAAGAGGCCGGAAUUGCAGUGUACUCCAAGUACCAAUUUUAAGACGCUAAUACGACAUGGUGUAGAGGGAAAUUGCCUGAUCGAAAUGUAUCACAGAGCGGUUUUAUCACGUAGAGACAGUGAUCGUUCGAAUGAAUUAAGCCAUACUUAAGAAUGCAAUCUUACCCUGCACGGCAAGAAAAAACGUAAGGUGAAAUGGAAUGAAACAAAUUCCCACUUGUUGAUUACAGGUUGUUAUAAUUUUUUUUUGCACGAGAGGUAUAGCGGGUUGGAAUUCUCUUCUUCUGAUUGUAAAUCCAGGUGAGAUCUUUGCGUUACUUAUCGUGAAUAAAUAAACGGUAAUCAUUCAUCUUU